CACCGGCGUUGUAAACAGUGUAAAGCAGGGGACUGGAGGUGUGUAUAAAUAUCAGCGUGUCGCUCGUGCUGUCUUAUGAACUCAUGCCGCGCAUCAGCUGCUUGUAGUCCGCACUGUUUCCGUGGAGCUGACGGCAAUCUGCUCGCGCUACAGGUGAGGUGCCUUUAAACUCUGGACCAAACCAACAGUGCUGAAAAUGAAGAUCUGUGUUGCUUUUAUUGUAGUAGCUGUUCUUCACAUCACUCAGGCUGUUUGUCCAGAUAGGUUGCCUGGUCUACAACCCUGGACUCCUGGACACAAUGAAGCCCACAGAGUCACCAUCGGUUACGGCCGCAAAGUCGUGCUCACCUCAUCCGCGACCGUCCAUUCCAUCGAGAUCCUCAACGGAGGGAAGCUUGUGAUCGCUGAUUCCAGUCGACCCAUUUUUCUGCGGGCUAAGCACAUCCUCAUCGGGAACAAGGGUGAACUUCACAUUGGCAGUCCAGAAUGUCCUUACAAAGGCAACCUCACCAUCUCUCUCUUUGGCAGGUCUGAUGACAGCGAGGUCGAACACAGUUAUUUUGGCCGCAAGUACAUUGGCGUAGGAACUGGAGGAACCUUGGAGAUUCAUGGUCAAAAGAAGCUGUCAUGGACUUUCCUGAACAAAACCCUCCAUCCUGGGCAGGGUAAUGAGAACAGUUACCGUUUCGAAAGGAGCUGGGGCAAGAGAGGCAUCAUCACUCACGUAAUCAACCCCAAGACCGGAGAUGUGCUGCACACUGAUAGGUUUGACACAUAUAGGAGCAAGGACGAGAGCAGACGACUGGCCCAGUAUGUAGACAAGGUGGAAACUGGGCAGAUCUUGGCCAUGGUGGUUAAUGAUGAGGGAUCCAACAACCUGGAGGAUCUGGCUAAAAAGGCUCUCACUAAGCUGGGUAGCCAACACUUCCAUCGACUCGGAUUCCGGCAUCCGUGGAGUUUUAUUACAAUCAAAGGGGACGCGUCCUCAGCGGUCGAGGAUCAUGCCGUCUAUCAGGGAACCAAGGCUUCUUCUGAGGCCAGGAGCUCUCGGGUGUUUCACUCAGGUUACGGGGAGCACUUCACCAUCACCACCAUCAGUCAGUGGGUUCAAGAGGCUGAAUGGACUGAAUGGUUUGACCGCGAUGACGAGAGGGGGUCAGGUGACUGGGAGAAACUGACCGACCUUCACAAAGCUUUUCCAGAGCGUCUGUGUAGUAACCCUCUUGAUAUUGAGGCUGAAUCUCUUGACGGCAUCCCUGCCAACAUGACAGGAGAAGUCUUCUCCAAGUUUGACAGAAAGUAUGGCUUUGUGUGCCUCAACAAAGAGCAGGUGGAUGGGAUUUGCCACAACUACCGCGUGCGUUUCCUGUGCGGCAAGCUCGUGCGUCCACAGGCCUCCAUCUCCAUAGACACUUUGUCUAACUGCAGUAUUCUGGAGCUUGCGGAUGAACCACAGGGUUGGACAUUCGGUGACAGGAUCGUGGUGGCCAGCACAGACUACUCAAUGCACCAGGCUGAGGAGUUCAGCAUCUUGCCUUGUCCUACAUGCACGAGGAACCAGAUCAAGGUGGAAGGUAAACCAGCGUACCUUCACAUAGGAGAGGAGGUGGACGGUGUGGACAUGCGGGCAGAGGUCGGACUGCUGACUCGCAACAUUUUGAUCAGAGGCGAGAUGGAGCCGACCUGUUACGGCAACGAUGCCUGCAAGUUCUUCUCCUUCGACACGUUUGGUGGACAUCUUAAGAUGGAGCGAGGUUUCCGAUCGGUGCAUAUGGAAGGGGUAGAGUUAAAGCACAUGGGGCAGCAGUCUCUGGGUCACUACCCUAUCCACUUCCAUAUGAACGGGGACGUGGAUGAGAAGGGAGGCUACAACCCGCCAACUUACGUGAAAGACCUGUCCAUUCAUCACACCUUCUCCCGAUGCGUCACCAUCCACGCCACCAACGGGCUGCUGGUGAAGGAUAUUGUCGGCUAUGAUGCUUUGGGACAUUGUUUCUUCACUGAGGACGGACCGGAGGAGAGGAACACGUUCGACCAUUGUCUGGGUCUGCUGGUGAAGGCGAGCACACUUCUGCCCUCUGACAGAGAUAGCAAGAUGUGCCGUGACAUAACCAACGGAGCUUAUCCUGGAUACGUGGCCAAACCGCGCCAGGACUGCAGCGCCACCUCCACCUUCUGGAUGGCUAACCCCAAUAACAAUCUCAUCAACUGUGCCGCGGCCGGAUCCGAGGAAACAGGAUUCUGGUUCAUUUUCCACCACGUCCCCACCGGUCCAUCGGAGGGCAUGUACUCCCCCGGCAAGUCCGAACAUACACCCAUGGGGCUGUUCAUUAAUAACAGAGCUCAUUCCAAUUACAGGGCGGGGAUGAUCCUCGAUCAUGGAGUAAAGACGACCGAGGCUAAUGCGAAGGACAAGAGACCCUAUCUCUCCCUCGUAGGAGCGAGGUACGGCCCACACCAGGAUGCUGACCCCUUCAAACCAAGAGUUCCUGCUCUAGUCCACCAUUUUGUGGCCUACAAGAACCAGGACCAUGGUGCAUGGCUGAGAGGAGGAGACGUUUGGCUGGACGAUUGCCAGUUCGCUGAUAAUGGAAUCGGCCUGACUCUCGCCAGUGGAGGAACCUUCCCGGAUGACGACGGCUCCCGUCAGGAGGUGAAGAACUCUCUGUUUGUGGGAGAGAGCGGGAACAGAGGGAUGCCUGACUUGAAUGAUCAAUCCUGGGGUCCGGGCGGCCCAGAUCAUCUCAACAGGUCUCUGCCCAGAGGAGUGGACUUCCCCAUUCGUGGAAUGCAAAUCGAACGAGACAAAAUCAACAUCCAGAACUGCACCUUCCCGCAAUUCAUUGCUCUCGAAGGGACGACAGACGGACGACACACCAGCGCUUUUGGCUUCCGCCUGAACAACUCGUGGCAGAGCUGCCCGAACAACAACGUCACCGACAUCACCUUCGAUGACGUGCCAGUAAGCGAGCGUGUUCUUUUUGUUUAAGGUGGACCGUGGUUGAGCAUGGUUUAGGUGGAUGGUGACAAGACAACCAUUUUCCACGACAUCGACGGCUCGGUGAGCGAAUACCCGGGCGCUUUCCUGAUCAAAGAGGACAACUGGCUCCUGAGACACCCUGACUGCAUUGACAUCCCCGACUGGAGAGCUGCCAUCUGCAGCGGGCACUACGCCCAGAUUUACGUCCAGACCCGAACCCCAGCCAACCUUAACAUGAAGAUGGUGAAGGAUGAGUAUCCAGACAAGCCUCUGGAGCUGGUUGGUGCUCUGGGAAAGAGAAAUCACUACCAGCAAUUCCAGCCUGUGGUCAUGCUGAGUAAAGGAUACACCAUGCACUGGGACCAAGCAGCUCCUGCCGAGGUCACAAUCUGGCUCAUCAACUUCAACAGAAAUGACUGGAUAAACGUGGGCGUCUGCUACCCAAAAGGCACAGUGUUCACCAUAAUCUCUGACAUCCACAACCGCCUCACCAAAGAGACGAGGAAGACCGGGGUGUUCAUGAGGACCACUCAGAGAGAGAAGAUGGGCCACUCUCACCAGACGAGAGGAUAUUACUACUGGGAGGAGGACACUGGUAUAUAUUUAUUUAUGUGUGUCGACUUUUUUGAGGAGAAGGAAGACUUUGCGUUCUGCUCGGUGAAGGGUUGUGAAGCGUUAAUUCCCCCCGGCAGCGGGGCCCCAGUGCCCGCACUGCAUGGCUGAGAGCUAAACCCCAAACACACCGAGAUGCCCGUCGUAGAUGUGCCUAUGCCCAAAAAACUGCCUCGCUCCAAACUGCCUCACACGCCGGAGCACUUCCUUGAAGUCAAACUAGAGUCCUAUAACACACGCUUCUUCCACAUCAAAGAGGACUUCGCCUACACUGAGGUGAAUGGCAAGAAGAUCUAUCAAUUGGAGGACGGCAUUCAUUUGACUGUGAUUGAUGGCCACAGCGGUAAAAUCCUGGAGUCUAAAGGCUUCAGGAACUCCAUACUGAUGGGAAUUCCAGCUCAGCUAGAAAACUACAUCACAAACCUCAAAGACGAGUCGGUGGUUUUGGUCACGUCUAAAGGGAAACUGGUGACCAGAGGGCCAUGGACCAAAAUUCUCCAAACCCUCGGAGCAGAUCAGACGGUGAAGUUGAAAGAUAAACUUGCCUUUGUGGGCUUCAAAGGCUCCUUCCGGCCGGACUGGGUGAAGAUGAGUGUUGAUGAAGAUCGGGCCAAACUCCACCAAGUGCUGCCCAUCCCUGUGAUUAAGCUGAUGAAGCUGUUGAGGCGAGUGUGA
Messenger RNA from Cyprinus carpio (common carp), 4267 nucleotides. RefSeq names its product cell migration inducing hyaluronidase 1. NCBI's taxonomy places the organism in Eukaryota, Metazoa, Chordata, Actinopteri, Cypriniformes, Cyprinidae. The record is from RefSeq and is a predicted model, not a curated record.